Drosophila kikkawai is the source of this 2056-nucleotide messenger RNA. Its product is annotated as U3 small nucleolar RNA-associated protein 6 homolog. Gene Ontology annotation, cellular component: Pwp2p-containing subcomplex of 90S preribosome; small-subunit processome. The record is from RefSeq and is a predicted model, not a curated record. Gene Ontology annotation, molecular function: snoRNA binding; protein binding. Lineage: Eukaryota; Metazoa; Arthropoda; Insecta; Diptera; Drosophilidae. Gene Ontology annotation, biological process: maturation of SSU-rRNA from tricistronic rRNA transcript (SSU-rRNA, 5.8S rRNA, LSU-rRNA).
GAUAACAGGACCGUUGUAUUGCACGUGCGCUCGUUUUUUAAAGAAAUAAACAAUAUUGUUUAGCUGAAUUUAAGCUGAAGGAAACAUGGCCGAGUUCAUAGCUGAGAUGCAGGAGCGCCUGCUGCCGGAAUACGAGCAGAUGAAAAACUACAAUGUAUUCACGCCGGAUCAGGUCAGGGACAUAGUUAGCCGGCGGGAACGCCUGUUCCUGAAGAUCACCAAGAGCCACCUCACCAUCAGCGAUUAUCUAGAGUUCAUACUGUACGAGAAGGACAUGCACCAGACCAUCACCGAGAAGGAGAAGAAGAUGCACGUGAAGCUGACAGGUUUGAAGGCCUCGCUGGCCACCCGCAUUAUGCGUUUGUACCGCGAGGUCCUGGGUAAAUUCCCGCAUGACCGCCGGCUAUGGAACAAUUGGAUCAAAUUCAGCAAAAAGGUCAAUCCCGUUGAGGUGGCGGGCAUAUACGAAAAGAUGCUGCUGUACCAUGGCGAUGUCCCAGACUUCUGGGUGGACGCCGCCUGUUGGCUUUACGAGUACAAUCGCCUCAACUUUGAUCGCGUGAAGGAUAUCCUACUGCGCGGCCUACAAAGACAUCCCGAUUCCGAGGUCCUCAACAAGUGCUUCUUUGACAUCAUGCUCAAGGAGGCCUCGCUGGCCAGCAACGAACGCAAUCUGGCGGAGAACACACUAUCCGAGCAGGACAUUAAGCUGGAGCGCGUGGAGGCGGUUUAUCGUAACAGUAUGACCAAUAUCACACAUCUCGAUUACUUUGUGAAGCUCCUGGAGAGCUGCGAGGAUCAUGCGGAGCUCACGCACAAACUGCAGCGACUGAUCAUCGAUGACAUGCAGGAGAAGUUCCCCAGAGAGCCGGGCCUUUGGGAUUUGCUGGCCCAGCGCGAGCUGCGUGGCUAUCACCUGGGUGAUUUGGCGGAGAAUGAAGAGGAGCCGCCGGCAGAUGAUAAUGCCAAUCGCGAUGGUCAGCCAGCCAGCAAGAAGUCCCGAAACCAGGCCAAUGCCCGCUCUCUCAAGAGACGCAUUCAGCUGUGCGUUACCGUGUACAAGUCGGCGGUGGAGGAGGUGCAAACAAAGCAGAUGUGGAGCCGAUAUUUGGAUGCCAUGUUGGCUCUCAACAGUGACACCACCACAGAGCGGGUCCUCAAGCAACAGAGCCUGGCGGAUGCCCUCGAAGCGGGCCAUCACUCCAAAAUGAUGGGCGUUAAGCACUAUGCUGUGCUGCGAAAGAUGCUGGGCAGUGCUCCCGGCGGCAGGGAGACAGCGGUCACCAUACUCACCGAGGCCUUGAAACGGGACGAGUCAUCCGUGGAAAUGCAUGAACUCCUGCUGGCCAUGCACAUACAAAACGACAGCGAGCCGCAGGUUUACGAGCUCUUCAAUAAGAUGCAAAGGAGCGUGCGUAGCGAGGCGGCAGCUUUGCCGUUGUGGCGCAGCGUCAUCCUGUAUUAUCGGACGCGUCAGGAUGCACUGGGUUCCCGGCGGCUGGACGAGAUCUAUGCUUUGGCCUGCAAGUCGCCGUGCGUGGAGUUUGGUGAGCUGCGCUCCGAUUAUCUUGGCUACCUGUGGCAGGUGCGGUCCGUGGAGGCGGCACGCAAGGAAUACUCCAAGCUGGCCAUCCAGCCGCCCAUGUCCCUGGCCCUGCACCGCAAAAUGGUUCAGCUGGAGAGCAGUCUGGCCGUUCGUGAUCAGGCGAGUCUCAAGUGCUGGCGCAUGUGCUAUGAGUUUAUGGCCACCUAUUUUGGCAAGACGGAGCCACGCGUUUGGGUCGAGUAUCUGGCCUUUGAGCGGGAUCACGGCGAAACGAAGAACAUUGCUUUGCUUACGCAGCGGGCUCUGACCUCACUCCAGCCUCAGUAUGUGCCCGCCUUUGAGGCGGAGCGAGCUCUGGCCUAUGUGGGUGCCUCGAUAGCUGGCUCAUAGGUUCAUAUUUAGAUUUCUUUACGUAGUUUUUAAGCUGAAAGCCUCUCUCAUGGGGAAGACUAGCAUAAGUAAGCUCUUUUUUUCUUAAUAUUUUUUUUUAUAUUUAGAACGACUUUUGUA